This is a messenger RNA of Anopheles moucheti, 7054 nucleotides long. It is a transcript of the gene sff, whose product is annotated as serine/threonine-protein kinase BRSK2. Gene Ontology annotation, cellular component: cytoplasm. Lineage: Eukaryota; Metazoa; Arthropoda; Insecta; Diptera; Culicidae. Gene Ontology annotation, molecular function: tau-protein kinase activity; protein serine/threonine kinase activity; ATP binding. The record is from RefSeq and is a predicted model, not a curated record. Bases 1 to 2427 code for a protein of 808 amino acids. The transcript is spliced from 13 exons. Gene Ontology annotation, biological process: protein phosphorylation; intracellular signal transduction; microtubule cytoskeleton organization.
AUGAGUCGCGAAGUGCAGAAAGAGAAUGCAACGCCCAGCACGGGUGGUACAACCGAGGGCCACCAGUACGUGGGCCCGUACCGGCUCGAGCGAACGCUCGGCAAGGGCCAAACCGGUCUGGUGAAGCUCGGUGUACACUGCGUACUCGGCAAGAAGGUGGCGAUCAAGAUUAUUAACCGGGAGAAGCUCAGCGAGUCGGUGCUGAUGAAGGUUGAGCGAGAAAUUGCCAUCAUGAAGCUAAUCGACCAUCCUCACGUCCUCGGGCUAACGGAUGUGUACGAGAACAGAAAAUACCUAUAUCUCGUACUGGAGCACGUGUCCGGUGGUGAGCUGUUUGACUAUCUCGUAAAGAAGGGCCGGCUAACGCCAAAGGAGGCGAGAAAGUUUUUCCGCCAGAUCAUCUCCGCCCUGGACUUUUGCCAUUCGCACUCGAUAUGCCACCGGGAUUUGAAGCCGGAAAAUCUGUUGCUGGACGACAAGAAUAACAUUAAGAUAGCAGAUUUUGGAAUGGCGUCACUGCAGCCAGCUGGCUCCAUGCUGGAAACAUCCUGCGGAUCGCCACACUACGCCUGUCCGGAGGUGAUUCGGGGCGAAAAGUAUGAUGGCCGACGGGCGGAUGUGUGGUCCUGCGGGGUAAUACUGUACGCGCUGCUGGUCGGUGCACUACCGUUCGACGACGACAACCUGCGGCAGCUGCUGGAAAAGGUGAAACGAGGCGUGUUUCACAUACCACACUUUGUGCCGCCGGACUGCCAAAGUUUGCUGAAGGGCAUGAUAGAGGUGAACCCGGAAAAGCGGCUUACCUUGGCAGAAAUCAACAAACAUCCGUGGGUGACGGCCGGUGGGAAGGGUGAGCUGGAGCUGGAACUGCCCAUGAUGGAGGUCGUCCAGACGCACGUCAUCCCGAACGCGUCCUCCGUCGACACGGACGUGCUGAAUGCCAUCUGUUCGCUCGGUUGCUUCAAGGAGAAGGACAAAUUGAUACAGGAACUGCUUAGCCCACACCACAAUACGGAGAAGGUGAUUUACUUCCUGCUGCUGGAUCGGAAGCGACGGCGACCGGCAAUCGAGGACGAGGAGGACGUGCUGAGACCGCGCAACGACAUCAUUGAGAUCGCCGACCCGCCCCGGAAACGGCUCGAUACGUGCAGAAUCAAUGGUAGCAGCAGCCUUUCGUACGGACAGAUCAGCGAGGGCUCGCCGUUAACCUCACGGCGGCAGACGUUCAACAAUGGCCAUCGUAGCCACAGUGGCAGCACCAGCAGUGGUAGCCGUCGGUCACCGUCGUCGGUUCCACUGUCACGUAGCUCAUAUCAAAGUCCAACGCGCGGUGUCGUUGUCAACUCCUCGCAACCACUGAAUCAACUCCAUCCACCAUCAUCGCCGAAUGCGGCCUCGAACCGACACUCCAACUACUCGCCAAGAAGCAGCACCAAGUCGCAGGUCAUCGAUUCCUCCUCGCCGGUUCACCAUCGGGCCAACUCCGGUCCGGCCGUAACGGUUGGGCUGUUUUCGGAAACUGACUCCAACAACAUGACAUCAUCAAUCAAUGCCAUCCCGGGCUCGCCGAUACUGGGCAGUCCGCAACAGCUGCAGGCCGUUACUACCGGCAGCCAGCUGUGGAAGACUCGACUGACGAACAUUAAGAAUAGUUUCCUAGGAAGUCCAAAGUUUCAUCGUAGAAAAAUGCAAAUAUCCACAGAAGAAGUGCAUCUUACUCCGGAGUCAUCGCCGGAGCUGACGAAAAAGUCUUGGUUCGGGAACCUGAUGACGACCGAAAAGGACGAAACGUUCACAGUAUUAGUGAAGGGCAAACCGCUAGCGACGGUUAAAGCUCACCUGAUCCAUGCCUUUCUAUCGAUGACUGAGCUAUCGCAUAGCGUCCUUUCGCCAAUGUCUUUCCGUGUGGAGUACAAGCGCGGUGGUACCGGACCGACGAUGUUCCAGCGGCACGUCCGGAUACAGGUCGACAUCAAUACGAUCUGCAAGCAGGGUGACGUCGGUGACAUGCUGUUCGCCAUUACGUUUACGCUGAUCUCCGGCAAUAUACGCCGGUUCCGACGUAUCUGUGAGCACAUACAGGCGCAGGUCUGCUCGAAGCGUUACCCUGCGCUGAGUAGCCCGACGAACCAGCACAACAACAAGGUGGCCAACAGCGUGGCCGAAAGUAUAUCCUGUGGGUCCGAUUCAAGCGAUCGCAUCAACUACAACAAACACAAGGAGUCUGACAUCGAGCAGGAAACGUUCUACGAUACGACCAGCAUUGGGAAGACGCGCCGAUCGUCGGCCACCUCGUCCAACAAAAACUCAGUAUCAUCGGAUGAAAUCGAAAUCAAAACCGUACGCUCGAGCUCGGAAUCCACGGAACGUGAACGGGAACGCAGCACGGAACGGCCGGCGGCCAUGUCCGGUAGUGCGCUGGUAUGAGAAUUAUUUCUCUGAUAGGAUUCAGCGAACAGUGGCCCUCCCGAGAUGGUGGAGGUAGCCGGACCGAAUCCUACACGCAACGCCGAACCGCUCAUCGCCGCUCGUCCGGACGUCACCGGUGACGCAGACCAUGCGAACGCGAUCGCAACUGCCGAAGAUAUUGACGAUACCGGCGAGCUGAUGGAGUUAAUUGCAAACCAAAUGGAGAUCUGACUAUAAAACUUCACACUCCCAUGUACGGCCUUCUCAGCGGCCUUCUUCCUAGCAUCCUUCCUUUCCAUCUUUAGCUAAUCGGGCAGAGCCACCACCAUGUGUGACCCGGUGUAUGCGCCCUCUCCGCCACUGCGGUUGGUGUGUCAGUGUGACUGCGCGGUCAGCCACGCCACCGGGCGUAAACCGAUACCGUUCCAGCAGACGAACAAUCCAUAUACUACAACUACUAGUGCUAUUUCUACUACUUAUCGCUACUAUUGAAUACUAGCCGUGUGGAGCGCGCACGUUGGACCGGAACCGUCAAGCUGGAGUCAGUAGGGGAGCUUUGAAACUAUCGAACGGACUUUGCCCACAUGUUUGGCAACCCAACUACGUAUUAUGGUCAAUUUCGUAUCAAUCGCAUCGAGUAAACGUUAGCAUCACGAUAAGAGCUACUUUCCCCCGUGACGAUAAGACACAAGCCCAGGAAAAACUCAUUUUAGAAACUCAUUUAAGCUUAAAUAGAAACGAAUAGAAUACGUCCCCCAAGAAGUACUCAAUACCAGGCAAUGGGAAACUGUGCUAUACUUAAGGCUUAUUCAAAUCUUCAUGAGGAGCGAUUCUAGUGGGAAGUUUAAGGGCACAUCAUACAGAGUUUUGCGUUUUUGGAACGUAUAGUACGAUAUUACAUAACGCACGCACACACUCACCUACACACAGUGGGAUUGGAAUCCGUUUUGGGACAACCAGUGUUGGGUCAAGUGGCACAUUGAGCUGAGCGAACCGCUCGUUUGAGCUUUGAGCUGACAGAUUGAGGCAGCUCCAUCGCUCACGAUCCAACACUAGGUGUCGCCAUACGAACACAACGCCUAACAGAAAUAAUACGUACGGAGGGAGUAUACAAUACAGCCAACUUGAUCUUGAAUGUCCAAGGAUAAACGAUUUAACGAUUUUAGACCUCAACAUUACUUAUCUUUGUGACACUGAAGAUGGAAAUGAAAGAUGCACCUAGAAGCAUGUGAGAAGUGUUGGUAAAAGAAAAUGGUCGGGAGUUACAGAAAGCAGAAAAAAAAACGGAUACUCUGGGAAGAAUGGAUAGUGUUUGGCAGAGUUUCGGACAGUAUGCAGCAUGUCUCUACAUUACAUUGCAUGUGCCGAAGAAAAAGAAAAUACAACAUGGAACCAUAUACUUUAUCUAAGCUAGUCAAGAAACAAAACAAGCUACCAGGGUGUGGUAGGUAAGCAGCUAAAACAGAUUAAAGAAAACAAAAAUAAGCUCCUAGUACUAUGCUAUACUACUCACACAAACACGACUACCUACUGCUUUACAAAACACAACAAAACAAUGGUAUUCAAUGGUGACACAGUAGCUAACGGAGAUGAUAAUGAAGUCGUUUAAAUGCUCCUAAAUAUGAAACUACUAAUAGACUAGCGAGAAACGUGGGGUGGACGCAGUACGGUGGAAAUAACUUUGUUUGUCUAAUCCUUUCUCAACCGCGCGGUGAAGAUACACUCUCGAGGUACGAACUAAACGCAACCAAAAAAAGCUAAAACCCUUACCCAAACAUAACAUGAUGGAUAGCACGUGUGCAAAAUUUAGUCUAAUUGCUGCCAUUUCUCAGCCGAUUUCCGUAGUGGUGAUGGUGUCCGUCGAGGGAGUACAUACGAUAAGGUCAGUCGUUUAAGAAAACAAAUCACAGUUAUAGUGCAAUUCGUAACAGAGUAAGGGCUAGGGAUAGACGCACUCGUUCGGCAAUGCGAGUGUGCUAAGCGCGGGGCAUCCAUGUUUGAAAGCUUUGCUUUUGCUAUUUUCCUUCAUUUGAUGAGGCUAGUGUAAUGAUUGUUUUAUAGUCGUUUUCGCUUGCUACAAACGGUUUUUAUAUAAGGGACGUUGUACUGAAGGGGUACUCUCACAGCACACUGCAACAACAGCAUACACGUAUAACGGCAAAGAACGGAGGCUAUGAUACUGUGAACCGUAGUAUCUGACGACAUAAAAAUCAAAACAGGAAGUACCGCACUCCUACACAGUGAUGCGCAAUGUAAAAAGGAAGGGGAAAAUCAAGGUGGUGUACUGCAAAAUGAUCGCAACACCCAAAUUAAUAUGCAAAUAAUCGACGAACCACGAACGCUUAUUAGUUAUAUUGCCUAAACGUUGAGGAGAAGUGGAGGAACCCCCAUUAGUUGGCACUUUGGUAGUACACAAUGUCUACCACGUGAGGAGGUAGUGUAAUAGACUAUGCAGGAGUUUGAGCAAGACAAGCAUUAUUUUUCCUAGUUAAACAUAAUUUUGAUUUUUAUAGAAUAAUCAAAACUCAUGAACAGUGUUUCUCUAGCUUAAGCUAAAAUUAAUACGUUGAUCGGUUAAUUUUUCACAGUAAAGAUACUGCAAUUUCAUUACUAUCACCGUUUCGAUUUGCUGUAAUGUAUCACUAGUUCACAAGAACGGGGAGUUCUUUCACGUGCGUUUAUAGCGGGUAGUUAGUGUCUUCAGGAACAUGCGGCUUCAGCUUUCGACUACUAACACUGCGCCAGAGGCUGCGUACUAACCGGAACGGAUCAUACUCAUACAUAUGUCUGAUCUUAUGAGGAGGUGAGUCGCAACGAAUAGGGAAGGACGUCAUCGUCCGGUAGCUCAAGAUGUGACGUUUGUUGCAAUUGUUUCACUAGUCCAUAAUUAGAUAAACAGGCUAUUGAAUAUCUAAACAGCAGGAAGAACACAACACACACUCAAUCUUAUUCACAAACGAUCGACAUACUCAAAGUUAGACAUUCGUAGGGUUCUACACUGACAUCCGAUGAUAUUCACCGAGUAUCCGAAGGGCAUUAGGUAAGGAAAUCAAAACAUAUACCGAGCGAAACCCGGAACACACCUGCACAUCUACUCACCAAAGGCAAGGAGUUUCCUUUUGUUUGGUCGCUUUCGUUCAACAACCACUACCAUAAGUACAAUGCGUGUUUGAAAAAAGAAGAAGAAAGAUGGCGCCACGCAUACAAAACAAACACAAUGAAUCAAAAUCAUCUAUACCAAUUGAAUUAGCAAACAUGGCAAAACAGUACGAACAGGAAACGAAACACAAAUACCCAAAAUAACAAAACGAAAGCUUUUAAACCAGGUACGUAUGAUGCUUGUGUAAACUAAACGAUACUUUUCUCAAUUUCCUACUAAACGGAGAGCUUAGCAGUUGAGCAGGGACGCAUUUUGGGCAAAGGUUGGUGUGCGUAAGGACCGUGAUUUUUGCAGUCUAUUAAACACUCACACACUACAGUAACUGGCCGUAACUGGCACUUUGACGAAGACGUGCGGUAAGGAGACAAAAAGUUGUAAAAAGAAUUGAAAAGAACAUAAGUAAAGCGAAGGGCUACUUUCCAAAAUUUCACACUAACGCGAAACACACUACUAAGGGCAAAAACAAGAAAACAAAACAGGCUAAAACGCAAAAUUUGUAAUAAAAUACCGCUUAACCAUUGAACAAAGAAAAGGGAAUUAAGAUAAAAACAAAACAAAACAAAAAAACAAAAAGCUUGUGCAAAUAUUAUACAGUGCUAGUCGUUAUAGUUGUUGCAAAUAAAAAAGAAAAAGAAACGGGGAAUGAAGGAAGAAUGGUAGCAUUAAUAAUAUGAUCAUGAACAAUGUAAGAAAACAAUGUACUGGAAACAAUGUAAAUGAAGUGUUUGAGAGCUUUUGCAUUAUGGAAAGGAAAGACAGUGUAAUCAAAUCGCAAUAAGGCAGCAGCAAAUGUGACGCAGACUCGUUACUUGUACAUGUAAAAAUUGUAAUGGAACUGGGAUGGGAGUGAAUUGGUGUACGAAUGUGUGUGUGUGUAAAGUGCGUGGGAUGAAAAUGGAAAGCGAAUAAAGGACAGGGUAGGCGCGAUAGAAUGGAAACGCAAGCUAAAAUAACCAAAGUGAAAUAUACAACAACAAAACGAGCAAAAUUUGAACAUAACAACCGCAAAGUAGAUAGCACUGUGCCAUCAAAACUAGUUGCAAACUAACACAAACCCCGUUUGCGUAACAUUGAAAUAGAAAGCGAUAAACGUUCACCGGCAUUUAGUAACACACACAACACAAAUAGUAACAGAUAGCACUCCACCGUGACGCCAUUUUGCAUGGUGUGAGUGUAUGCAUUUGGGGGAAAUAGUACAUCCUAAACCACGGCAAGUGAAUUAAUAGCAGCAACGUAACGCUAAUUGUAAAAUUGUGCAGAGAUAAAAGAACCCAAUGUUUUUUUUUUGUAAAAAUGAAGAAAAAAGAGAAACAGAACCUAAUGACCGACGUGGCCGGUAACAUAUAGUAACGUUUCCGUUGGUGCUGGGACGACCGCAAACGACUGUUGCUCCCGUCCUCUCAGCCAACGGGACCGGGAAGCUUCGCGGGUGUGUGUUUGUGUUGCGAAGGAGGGAAAUAAUAUACAAUUUCGAAAUACACGCCA